AUGCCAAAGAAGAAGAAAAACCUUGGCGUGAGCCCAUCGAGGAAAAACGCAAACCCAGAGACAAUGUCUGCUCCUGACGCCUCGUCCUCACCAGCUUCAUUACAUGGGAUCAAUAAAGAAGAACUCGUCAGCGGACUUUCCGAAAUGUUCUCGGACUUGGAUCCCACGGUCAUCUACAUGGUGCUGUCGGAAUGUGAUUUCAGAGUGGAAGACACUAUGGAUUAUCUGCUAGAACUGUCCACGGCGGCGAAGGAUACAAUAUGUUCAUCAAACGUCUCAGGUUUUGAUUCCCUCUCUGCCUUGCUAGUUGGUGGAAAUAACUCAAGCUGUAGUACUCAUGAACUCGAGGGCAACGAUACUACUGCUGCAGUGGCGAAGUGUGGUGAAGAAUCACAGCAGCCCUGGUCAUCUGAAGAACUGGCCCUCCUGAUAGAUAAUGCUCUUGAGAAAUGCGGUCAAACAAGCGAAGCAAAAGAAUCAGGAAACGAUCGUCUCUUAGGUAGUCUAACUCUGGCUCAGGACCACAGUAAUUCCAAUUGCACUGAACUAUGUAUAAAAUCCAGCGGAUCAGCAAUAGAAAACUGGUUCACUGCAUCGAAACCAAAUUACAGGGAAGCGUCGGAGUCAAUGUCCAUAACAGAGGUUGAGACAAAGGAUAUUUUGACACCAAACCCAGAGAGCUGCAGUUUGCCAGAAGUUGUCCUGGACAGCGGUGCCGUUUCAGAAAUCGUGACGUUAGCCGACAAGGCAGAGUCUUACGCUGAUCCGAAUCAAAUGCAAAAGGUUUUAUUUGACUUUAUAGCAAUGAGCACCCCGACUGCUCAACGGUGUCACGGUUUUGCAAACAUAGAGACAAAUGCCUCCCCUAAUUCUUCUUCUUCUUCUUCUUCUUCACGGGACGCUGAAGAGCAUGAAAAUGGAGUGGCUCUCUGUAACGAUCUUAAAAAAAAUCCCGUUCCUGACCUGUGCACGGGAUCUGGUUUGAGAUCGGCACCUUUUACGAAGGAGGCGGAUCCUUCUCAGCAGACGUGGAGUGCGCGGUUUUCUCUGUUUCAGACUUAUCCUCAGCAGCUUAGUUUUUAUCCAGCGUUCGAUUCACAAGGUAGAAACCAUAGCUUUGUGACUCCGAUUGCCCUCGGUCCCGGGAAGUGGAGACCGGCUUCGGAUGGUAAGAGUCAAGUAAGGACCUUUUGCUCUCCGGAAGUUUCAAAAUCCUGGGAGAUGCCAAAGAGAUGCAGCAAUAAAAACGGGCGACAAAGACACCAUUUUUCUCAAGUCCAUCCACUGCCUGGAGGUCACGUAACGAACAGUAAAGCCUUCCCGGGUCAUGUACUGGUUCUUCUCCGAGGGCUUCCGGGAUCGGGCAAAUCGUAUUUGGCGAGGGUUUUGCUUGAGGAUAACCCUUGUGGGAUCAUGCUUAGCACAGAUGACUAUUUUUAUCAAAAGAACGGGCAGUACCAGUUUGAUGCUGAUUGUUUAGCAGACGCGCAUGAGUGGAAUUGGAAACGUGCCAAAGAAGCCUUUGAGAAAAGGAUCACUCCUAUAAUCAUAGACAAUACAAACACGCAGGCUUGGGAAAUGAAGCCUUAUAUUGCUUUGUCACAGCAACACAAAUACAAAGUUAUAUUUCGCGAACCGGAUACAUGGUGGAAAUUUAAACCCAAAGAAUUGGAAAGGCGAAACGUUCACGGUGUAUCUAAAGAAAAGAUCAAAAGAAUGUUGGAACGAUAUGAACAUUGCCUGACCGUUAAUUCAAUUUUGAAUUCUUCAAUCUCAGAUGACAUGAAGAAGGUUGCAACCUGUGCUGAAGUUCUCCCUCGCGAGGAAAGACAGGGGAAAGACGACCAGAAAGAAACGUUAGCUUCCUCUUUGCAAAGUGUAGAGUUAAAUCUAGGUGAAAAAGCUGCUUUAGAAGAAGUUACAGCAGAAGAUCGGAAUCUUCAAAACGAGACGAGAAGAGCUGGACCUGAUUCACAAGAAUCCAGUUCUGAAUGUAGUAUAGACUGCUUGGAUGCUGAUGCUUUACCAGCAGAGAUCGAAAUGGAAUCCGUUCUGGAAACCGAGUUAAGACCAGUCUUGGAUUCCAGUGACGACACUCUGUUGUGCAAUAAGAGUGAGUUGAAACUUCAGAUUGAAGCAACUGCACGUCAUGAAAUAACAGAGGCAGAAUUGACCGAAACGCAAAACAAAGAUGGCAACUCAGUAAAACCUGAACUGUUCAGCUUUGUGGGAGACUGGCCAGUAGAACAAACGAUGGGGCAAAGGGUAAAAAGAAAUAAAAGAUUAGACAAACAUGCCGGAAGGGACAAAGGAGAUUUAAGUGUACCAACAUCUACCCUUGAUUCAUUAAAAAAUACAAGUGAAGGUAAAAAAUCAGAUUUCGUAGACGGCCCUCAGGAACUGCCACUUUCUGAAGAAAGGUGUAAAGAUAAGUGUGAAGAAAACAACUAUAACUUUCCUUCCACGUCGAUGCCUGAGGUUAAUACAGAAGUCCAUACAACAGAAUUGCUGAUGGUAGGAGACUGGCCGGUCCAAACUUUGCAGCAAAGACGACACAGAAUGAAAAGAGUAACCAAGCGAGAUGUUAGUGAGUCAGAGGGAUUAGGAAACAGUCAACAUGAGGUCAACGCUGAUGAUGGGAACGCAACGUCUUUGCCGGACGAAACAUCUGCAGAUGUUGAAGAGCAGUGGGCCCCUUCGAAGGAGGAACACUUUCAAGGAUCUGAAAUCGCAGCUUCGGAAGCUCUCGGUGAGAAAAAGGCGCCGCCGAAUAAAAGAACACGUAAGCACCAUAAAUUAGCUUUAACCUUUACCAACAAUUCAGCCCUCAACAAACCAGGAGAAGCGCCGUCUCUGUGCAACUGGACCGAAGAAAAACCCAACGAACGUGCGGCGUCCGAGGCUACUAAAUAUUCACAGACAGAACCACGGGAUUUCGCCCUUCUGUGGAGACUGGAGAGAGAAAUUGUUUUUUCAGAAGAUACAAAAGUAUUACACGGCAGGCUCGACGGAUUCGUACCCAAAAGGGUUGAAACUAUUCCAGAUUGUCCGGAAAAGAUACCCUAUAAAGCAACCUACGAGAGAAGCACCUACGUAGAAGAAAGCGAGCUUGUGAGUGUGGAUGAAUCUGAGAACCUCAACAUUUUGUGCAAACUCUUUGGGUCUCUUUCCUUUGAUGCCAUCAAAGAUUUGUACGAACGGUGUAACCGAGAUAUGGACUGGGCUACGGGCCUGCUGUUAGACUCGGCCGAGAAACUGUGCAAAGAAGACGACGUUGAAGGCCUGCAGAAAGCAGAGGUUCCGCUUCCUGACAUGUCUCUUCCUUCCUUCCUUACUCACCCGUCCGAAAUAGCCGAAGUCCCCCUCGGUGACAACGGUGAGGACAUUUCUGACCCUCCUGCAGGAAAAGGUGUAAAUUCUUCUUCGGGAGAAAACAAAAUCCAUCCGUUACCUGCUACAGGAGAACACGCAGACUCCUCCGACCCGGAGGGAGAUCCUUUGAAUGGGCAAACAAAGCAGAGAAUUUCCUGGACGCGAUCGGAGAACGAGCCGCGGAGUAGCUCUUCCGUUCGUGAAACGGACGUCGCUGUUCGUGACGAAGUUGGUGGCUCCUGGAAAGCCACCCGUGAUGUGGAAGACGCCCAGACUCCAGCGGACCUUCAGGAGGGUCCAUUUCCAGAAGACACCUCUGAUUUGGAAAGAAGGGAAGCAACUGAUUCGAGCAGGGCAGAAAGCGACCGAUUCGAGCAGGGCAGAAAAACGGAGGGCGGUCCCGGCGUGGUGGUUCCGACGCAAAGAGAAGACUCCAAACGAGAUCCUGGGAUGGUCAAGUUGCAGAACUCCGUGUCCCACUCAAAGUCUGUGACCAUCGAUUGCCUCGAGCUGGUCUUAGCGCCAGAAUUAGCCAUGCAGUUAAGUGAAAUAUUUGGACCGGUUGGAGUUGAUACAGGAUCACUAACUCCUGAUGACUAUGUGGUUCAUAUUGAUCUGAAUUUGGCCAGAGAAAUUCAUGACAAAUGGAAAGCAUCUAUUAUGAAGCGUCAGAGGAGAGAAGAAGAAUGGUGCAAACUUUUUGAAAAAAAUCCCGUGCUGUUUGAGCAACUGCACCCGGGCCAAGUGGAUGGCCUGCUUUCCCAAUAUGCUGCUGAUUUCCAAGGGCGGGAGCAGGAAAGCUUACCUAUGGCUGCAUCGGCUGAAAGCUCGGCGGCUUCCGAAGUUUUCCCUUACAUGGAUCAUUGGAACGUCCACACCCAGAAGGUUUCGCUCCGGGAGAUCAUGUCUGAAGAAAUAGCUCUGCAAGAAAGACUAACUCUGAAGCCUUUCCCCUGCAUCGCUAAAAAAGACUGUGCUGCCAAACUGAAGGAGAAACAACUUUUGGAGUUGUUCCCAACCAUCAGCGCAAACUUCUUGAUGGACAUCUUCAAGGACUACAAUUAUUCCCUGGAACAAACGGUCCAGUUCCUCAACAGUGUUCUAGAGGCAGAUCCCAUAAAAAACGUGGUCGCUAAAGAACCGGCUCAGAACGCCGCGCGGUCUCCUAGCAACGCUUCCAAGAGCCGAGAGAAAAAGGCUAUGAAGACCAAAGAACUGGAAGACAUCCUGAGCGAGAAGGGAUUCCAAGACACUCAGUAUCCAGGCUACGAGGACUUCAGGGCCGAGGCCUUUCUUCACCAACAGCAAAGGCAGGAAUGUCUGCGGAAAGCCGGAGAAGCCUACCGCAUGGGGAUGAAGCCCGUGGCGGCGUUUUACGUGCAACAGGGCCAGUUUCACGAGCAGAAGAUGAAAGAAGCGAAUCAAGACGCGGCUCAGCAAAUCUUUGAGAAAGUCAACGCUUCAAAGCUGCCCAUAAACCUUUUGGACCUUCACGGUCUUCACGUGGAUGAAGCUUUGGGUCACCUCUCCAGAGUGCUGCGGGAGAAAACCACAGAGUGCAGCCUAGCAGGUGGCGUGCCGUAUCUCUACGUGAUCACCGGAAGGGGAAACCAUAGCCAGGGGGGAGUUGCUCGGAUCAAGCCGGCCGUUAUGAAAUACCUCACCAGCCACAAGUUCAGGUUCACAGAAAUAAAGUCAGGCUGUUUUAAAAUCUGGCUGGAAUAA
Messenger RNA from Protobothrops mucrosquamatus (brown spotted pit viper), 5097 nucleotides. It is a transcript of the gene N4BP2, whose product is annotated as NEDD4 binding protein 2. Gene Ontology annotation, molecular function: ubiquitin binding. The record is from RefSeq and is a predicted model, not a curated record. Bases 1 to 5097 code for a protein of 1698 amino acids. Lineage: Eukaryota; Metazoa; Chordata; Lepidosauria; Squamata; Viperidae. The transcript is spliced from 16 exons.